CCGGCCAAAAAUGACAGUCUGUCGGAGAAGUGGUCCAUCGGCAAACACACUCAGCUCAGCCCCACCGAUGCGUUCGGCACUAUUGAGUUCCAGGGAGGAGGACACUCCAACAAAGCCAUGUAUGUGCGAGUGUCUUAUGACACCAAGCCGGACCUGCUGCUGCACCUGAUGACCAAAGAGUGGCAGCUGGAGCUACCCAAACUACUCAUCUCGGUCCACGGGGGGCUGCAGAAUUUUGAAUUGCAACCCAAACUCAAGCAGGUCUUCGGCAAAGGGCUCAUCAAGGCUGCAAUGACCACCGGAGCCUGGAUCUUCACUGGAGGGGUCAAUACAGGAGUCAUUCGACAUGUGGGUGAUGCACUAAAAGACCACGCCUCCAAGUCCAGGGGCAAGAUCUGCACCAUUGGAAUUGCUCCGUGGGGCAUUGUGGAAAAUCAGGAGGAUCUCGUUGGCAAAGAUGUGGUGCGUCCGUACCAGACCAUGUCCAACCCGAUGAGCAAGCUGACAGUUUUGAACAGUCUCCACUCACACUUCAUCCUAGCCGACAAUGGCACCACGGGGAAGUACGGCGCCGAGGUCAAACUGCGGCGACAGUUAGAGAAACACAUCUCCUUACAGAAGAUCAACACGCGUAUUGGUCAGGGGGUGCCAGUGGUGGCUCUCAUUGUGGAAGGAGGCCCUAAUGUGAUCUCCAUCGUGCUGGAGUACCUCAGGGACACCCCGCCGGUCCCUGUGGUGGUGUGUGACGGCAGCGGCAGAGCCUCAGACAUCUUGGCAUUUGGUCACAAAUACUCUGAGGAGGGAGGCAUAAUUAAUGAGUCUCUGAGAGACCAGUUGCUGGUGACCAUCCAGAAAACCUUCACCUACAGCCGCACUCAGGCGCAACAUCUCUUCAUCAUCCUCAUGGAGUGCAUGAAAAAGAAGGAGCUGAUAACAGUCUUUCGAAUGGGGUCCGAGGGUCAUCAGGACAUUGACCUCGCCAUCCUCACUGCACUACUAAAAGGUGCCAACGCUUCAGCUCCUGACCAGCUGAGUUUGGCUCUUGCAUGGAACAGAGUUGAUAUCGCCCGCAGUCAGAUCUUCAUCUAUGGACAGCAGUGGCCUGUCGGUUCCCUGGAGCAAGCCAUGUUGGACGCUUUAGUUCUGGACCGGGUGGACUUUGUCAAGCUUCUGAUUGAAAACGGAGUCAGUAUGCACCGUUUUCUCACGUUGUCCAGGCUGGAGGAGCUCUACAACACGAGACACGGCCCGUCCAACACACUUUACCAUCUUGUCAGGGAUGUCAAAAAGCGAGAAUAUCCAGGGUUCAGUUGGAUCUACUUCAAGGGAAACCUGCCCCCAGACUACCGCAUCAGCCUCAUCGACAUCGGAUUGGUCAUUGAAUACCUAAUGGGUGGGGCUUAUCGUUGUAACUACACCAGGAAGAGAUUCAGGACUCUGUACCACAACCUUUUUGGACCCAAAAGGCCUAAAGCCUUGAAACUGCUGGGGAUGGAGGACGACAUGCCGAUCCGUAGAGGCCGCCAGAAAACGACACGCAAGCGAGAAGAGGAGGUGGAUAUCGAUUUGGACGACCCCGAAAUCAACCACUUCCCUUUCCCCUUCCACGAGCUGAUGGUGUGGGCCGUCCUGAUGAAGCGGCAGAAGAUGGCGCUCUUCUUUUGGCAGCACGGCGAAGAGGCCAUGGCCAAAGCCUUGGUGGCGUGCAAACUCUGUAAGGCCAUGGCGCACGAGGCGUCCGAGAACGACAUGGUGGACGACAUCUCGCAGGAGCUGAACCACAACUCCAGAGAGUUUGGCCAGUUGGCAGUGGAACUUCUGGACCAGUCCUAUAAACAGGACGAGCAGAUGGCCAUGAAACUCCUGACGUACGAGCUGAAGAACUGGAGUAACGCCACCUGUCUGCAGCUGGCGGUAGCUGCCAAGCAUCGGGAUUUCAUCGCACACACCUGCAGUCAGAUGUUGCUGACAGACAUGUGGAUGGGACGCCUGCGCAUGCGCAAGAACUCGGGAUUAAAGGUGAUCCUGGGUCUCCUCCUGCCGCCGUCUAUCCUGAGCCUGGAGUUCAAGAACAAGGACGAGAUGUCGUACAUGCCUCAGGACCAGGAGGCCUACUUGCAGGAGAAGGAGGAAGAAGAGCCCGAGAAGCCUGUCAAGGAGAAGGAGGAGGAAGACAUGGAGUUCACAGUAAGAUCUUACUGUGAGGCGCAGUACAACUCCGUGGCCAUGCUGGGGAAGGUAGCCACGGAGACAUCCAGGAAAAAGGACGUUGAGGAAGUUCAGAACCGCCACCGCCUCAUCCCCAUGGGACGCAAGAUUUACGAGUUUUACAACGCUCCCAUCGUCAAGUUCUGGUUCCAUACGAUGGCCUACGUGGGCUACCUAAUGUUGUUCAACUACAUUGUCCUGGUCAAGAUGGACCUGUGGCCUUCCCUUCAAGAGUGGAUUGUCAUCGCUUACAUCUUCACAAAUGGCAUUGAGAAGAUGAGAGAGAUCCUUAUGUCAGAGCCAGGGAAGUUGUUACAGAAGGUCAAGGAUCCCCCGCUCAUGAGCUAUGGACGGGUCAUCUAUUGCGUCAACAUCAUCUACUGGUACAUCCGGCUGCUCGACAUCUUUGGUGUCAACAAGUACCUGGGUCCCUAUGUGAUGAUGAUUGGCAAGAUGAUGAUCGACAUGAUGUACUUUGUGAUCAUCAUGUUAGUGGUGCUCAUGAGCUUUGGGGUGGCGCGGCAGGCCAUCCUCAACCCCAACGAAGAUCCGUCCUGGAUGCUGGCACGGAACAUCUUCUUCAUGCCGUACUGGAUGAUCUACGGCGAGGUGUUUGCUGACCAAAUUGACCCUCCCUGUGGGCAGAACAUCACCACUGAGGAUGGAGUGGUGGUCGCUUUGCCUCCAUGUAAAACGGGCGCCUGGAUUGUGCCGGCCAUCAUGGCCUGCUAUCUGCUGGUGGCCAACAUACUGCUGGUCAACCUCCUCAUCGCUGUGUUCAACAAUACAUUCUUCGAGGUAAAGUCCAUCUCCAACCAGGUUUGGAAGUUCCAGCGCUACCAGCUCAUCAUGACCUUCCACGAGCGUCCAGUCCUUCCUCCUCCCCUCAUCAUCUUUAGCCACAUCACCAUGGUGCUCAAGCACCUGUGUUGUCGCUGGCGCAAGCACGACGAUGACGAGAGGGACUACGGACUGAAGCUUUUCAUCACAGAAGACGAGUUAAAGAAGGUGCACGACUUUGAAGAGCAGUGUAUCGAAGAAUAUUUCAGAGAGAAGGAUGACCGAUUCCACUCAUCUAAUGACGAAAGGAUCAGAGUCACUUCUGAAAGGGUGGAGAACAUGGCGAUGCGUCUUGAGGAAGUGAACGAGAGGGAGCACUUCAUGAAGGCCUCGUUGCAGACGGUUGACAUCCGCCUAGCGCAAAUGGAGGAGCUGAUCGGACGAAUUGCGGUGGCCAUGGAGCGCGUAACGGGUGUCGAACGCGGAGAAGUCAACAAAGUUCGAUCUCGGACGUCGUCUGACUGUACCGACUCGGCGUACAUUCUCCGCCAAGGGGAGUGUCCAGACGCGGCUUACAUUCUUCGCCAAAGCAGCUUCAAUAGCACCGAAGGGAAUGCAUACCGCCUGCAGGAGGCGCUCGAGUGCACCGCCGAGGGCUCCAUGUCCCCACCGUCUCCCACCGGCAUGGCAUCACGUACGAGAAGCCAUUCGUUUUAUGUCAGAGCCGGACGUGGCGGGGAACGGGCGAGUGGCACUGAACGGGCGGACAGCUUCUUCAAAGAGCGUUCGCUUAGUCUCCAUCGAGCCAACAGCUCGCAAUCUGUGUCGUCUUCUGCCGCCACCAAAGAGUCUAAGCCCCUCCCCCUGGCGACGCUGUCAGUCUCCCAGCAGCACCGUCCAUCGUCAUGCAUCGAUAUCUAUGUCUCCACUUCUGAGGAGGUGGCACCCGCAGAGGUUUUUCUGAAUCCGCUGCGCGUGGUCCCGCCCCUCCAGAGAGAAGCGUCUGUACAGUCUGACAUCGUCGAGGCGGUGCUGCCGGGAGGCCGGGACUUCAGCAGCGCCACCACCAGCGGUUUGGGCGACAGGCACUCGGAGGCCGGCGCGGGCAGCGGCGGGACAGGCGCAACCAUGUUUGACGACAGCGCGGCGGCUGAUUUGUCCUUGUGUUCGGCCCACCUGUUACCUGAUACCGCCAUUCCCCCUUGGGACGCAGACCCGUCGCCUCCCCCCUCGGCUGGACCGCUGGAGCGCUCGAAGAGCAGCCGCCUCCUUUCCACAGUGGGCACGUCAUUCCUGGAAGAGCCUCCUUUGGUCAAGUCCCAUAGCCUCAUGCUCACGGCAAGGAGCUGUUAUGGCGGAGUGGUUGCGGGCGUCCAGGUAAAAGCUGCGGAGUACACCAGCAUCACUGACUGCAUCGACACACGCUGUGUCUCCUCACCUUACACCCCCGUAGAACGCUCGCACUCCCCCGGAGGUUCCACCUCGUUCCCUUUCGAUAAGCCCUCGGACAUCGGGUCCUCUCAUCCAGAGAGAGAGGCCGAGCUCAGUCAAACCGAGUCUGAUCCGGAGGACCCCGAGGACCUGAAUCCAGUCCCUGACACCCCUCGGCUGGGGACCCUAAGCGGACCCGGCGGGGCCCCUCUCUGCGUCCCCUUCUCCAGGCUGGAGCGAGCAAACAGCUGUUCUUCAGACGACUCCCAUCCUUCGCUCACGCUGGCCCCUCCGCACAGGAAGAGCCUGUCGGUGAGUGAGAGGAUGGAGAGGGGACCGGGUCUGGGCGCAGACAGGGGGCCUGGGCCCGGGGGUCGGGGUCUGGCAGGAACCAGAAACCCUUUCCUCAGGAGCAAGUCCGGGGCACGGCCUGACGCAGCCAACACGGACAGCCUGUCCAUGAGAAAGCUGGCCGCUCCCUCAGCAUUCCGCAGCUUCGAUAGACAGAACUACACGUGACAAGACACACAUCGCACACUCACGCAUUCUGGAAGGGAAGGGGAAGUAGGGGAAGCACGGAGUCGGGACAAUCUUGCCCUUAGAUUUCCACCUGAACCAGAUCUUUAGUGCAGUCAGUAUCAGCACCUGGAGUGUGUGAGCGGGUCCUUCUGUACACCUGUUAAAAAACAAAGAGCUAUGAAUUUAGGUUAGGUUUACCUCUUCCACUCAUGUAGCUAAUUGACCUUUCAGUGGAAGCUGUGUUUGUGCCGUACGUCUUCCACACGCCACCUUUGCAUCAUCUUUACGUGUCACGGAAGAAAGAAACUAGAGCUCCAAAGGUAAGACAAAGAUAAGGACGUAAUAAUUUUAAAACCUGAAUAUAUAUGGUAUUUUCUCUUAGCAUCGUGUUCCUUUUAUAACGCAGCACUAUGUCGCUGUCAUGGCAACCAAAAUGGGACAACUUUAUGACAUGAUUUGUGUCAAGUCACACCUGUCAGCAAUCUGCGUGUGCGGUGAUUCAAGCAGUAAACGCAAGGACAGAUGGCCACGUGAUAAGAGCAAAAAAAAAAAACUUGUGUGUAAGGCGGUGUGGGGGGAAAAAAGGCGGGGGGGGGGGCGACAUGACACUCUGUCUUCAUUUGAUCACACUGGCCGCCUCUUCACCUGCAAGCAUAAUGACUUCGGCCCAAAGAGAUUUGUUGUUUUUUUCACAACUUGCGCCUCCUCCCUCCGUCCUCUGUCAUUGUUUGACCUUUGCUUUCAUUUAACUGGACAUAUUUUUCAAGUUUGCAAUUAUCACUGGACUGAGUCUAGGUCAAAUGACAUCACCUUAUAUUAAUUACACAACGACAUUCCCAUAAACUGUUGUUCAGUCCUUGUUCUUGAGUUUGAAUUGGACUUUAUUAUUGUGUCCACCCGAUUUACAUUAGUUUUCCAAAAUACUUUGAAUGGAAAAGUUUCAUUUCCAGUUUUCAUUCAAAAAUUGUAGAUUUCGAGUGCACAAUUUAAAGAAUUUCAAGUAUGUAUUUGUUUAUUUUUAUGUAAUGUAGUUUAGGCUUCCGCCUCAUAAAACCCACAAAAUCAGGAAUUCCAAAAACCACAAUAAUGAUAUUCUUCUCCACGAUAUUCUUUUUUUUGAAUAGGUUCUGUACAUCUACACUGCGUACAAGACCACCUCUAGCUUUGUUUUUAACAUCAUAAGACAAGGAUAUCACACACACACACACACACACACACACACACACACAAAACUACUGCAUGAACCAAGAAAGAAUCUACUACAGGGGUCCUGCUGUUCCUUAAAGAGUCUUAUAUUUUGAGAUUUAGGACCUUAGUUAUUCUUAAAAAUGACAAUCCUCAAAUUAUUUUUUUUCCUCAUAAAAAAUGCUCUCCAGCCUGUUGUAGAGUUUGGAAAUAAUGUUUUAUUUGUGAAAUGUAAUACCGUAAUGUCCCACAGCAAUGUUUUGGAGAUUUAUCUUCAUCACUGUCAAACCUAAUGCGGAUAAGACAUAGAAGUAGGACAGAUGGAUUUUGUCAGCUAUAAAUAAAGGUGGCUUUAGGUAGUUUGCAUUAAUAAUAAAUACAUGCCAUAGCUGCCAGUUGCAUUCAUUGUAAAAUGUCCAGUACUUAUUUAGUAAUUCAAAAUCAUGAUCGCAAGCUUUUUCAAAUAUUAAUUCAUUUAUCUUAUACAGAACUCCGCUUAUCCUCACCAGGGUCGCGGGGUUGGUGGAGCCUAUCCCAGCCGUUUUUUGGCAGUAGGCGGGGUACACACUGAGAUGAUCGCCAGCCAAUCGCAGGGCACAUAGAAACAACCAACCAUUCCCACUCUUUAGUGACAUUACAGCUAACUGCUAGUAAAUGAUUGGAAAAAAGAAAUAAAUCUGCAAAAGUGAUUCGCGUGCACUUACGUGAAAGUGCCUUCCAACCACCACCACAUAGAUUGAGCUUUGAUGUGGGAUCAGAGGGACGUGACACAAUUUCGGGGAGAAUCUUGAAAGGUUUGCUCGAAGUACAGUACAGUACAAACUUCUGCCAAGGUUUGCAUGCAUGUGGCUCAUACCUCUGGUUGACUUAGGUGAUACCGCAAAGACCCGACUCAUCAGUUUUUAGUUCUGGACAACUGCAAAAGUAUAGAAAGUCCCAUAAGCAGAUUCUCUUUUUUUUUAUGUAAAGGGCUCUUUUAAAGACGUUAAUUCUACGUGGAUCAGUACAUAACUAUAAAUAUUCAGUUCAUAUUCAGGCCAAUA
This is a messenger RNA of Syngnathoides biaculeatus (alligator pipefish), 7166 nucleotides long. It is a transcript of the gene trpm3, whose product is annotated as transient receptor potential cation channel, subfamily M, member 3. The coding region runs from base 118 to 4938 and encodes 1606 amino acids. The record is from RefSeq and is a predicted model, not a curated record. The transcript is spliced from 25 exons. Lineage: Eukaryota; Metazoa; Chordata; Actinopteri; Syngnathiformes; Syngnathidae. Gene Ontology annotation, molecular function: monoatomic cation channel activity. Gene Ontology annotation, biological process: protein tetramerization; monoatomic cation transmembrane transport. Gene Ontology annotation, cellular component: membrane.